This is a messenger RNA of Mustela erminea (ermine), 5803 nucleotides long. RefSeq names its product zinc finger protein 180 (gene ZNF180). Bases 1370 to 3148 code for a protein of 592 amino acids. Gene Ontology annotation, molecular function: RNA polymerase II cis-regulatory region sequence-specific DNA binding; DNA-binding transcription repressor activity, RNA polymerase II-specific. The transcript is spliced from 3 exons. Gene Ontology annotation, biological process: negative regulation of transcription by RNA polymerase II. NCBI's taxonomy places the organism in Eukaryota, Metazoa, Chordata, Mammalia, Carnivora, Mustelidae. The record is from RefSeq and is a predicted model, not a curated record.
GGCCUCCACUGAGAAACGUGCAUGGCCAGUUGGCAGCAGGGACCCAGUCGAAGUGAGCUGGGGGGUGAGCAGAAAGGGAGGAAACGGGUACAAGUGGACAACUUUUACAAAAAAUUGGUCCAUUCUCAUGCUAAAGAUUGAAGCGAGAGCUGCAAGGAAGUGGGGAAGGCUGAAUGCAGUACCAUUGGCAAUGAGAGCGAGGCAGCUCCGGGAGGUUAACAGCAUUGCUGGUCUGUCUGAAAGGACCAUCCCGAGGUAGUUACCACCCAUAGUACUCUGUCCCGCUGCUUUCAGGAGUCUUCUUUCCCAGCAGCAUUCUGGAACCUACAUUUUGUAGACUAUAGACAGACAUUCAGAUUCAUUCUUGUAGCCAGAAACAUUCUGUGAAAGCCCUGUAGGGUAAAGUACGGUUUGAAAGAGGAUUUUUGAAUAGAUCAAAUAGAAAGAUGAAAACGAAUGACCCAGUUACUCUAGUCGGAAUAAUCAAGAUGGAAAAGAUAAAAGGGGCAGUAAGUGGGAAGGAAAAGCAUGUAGACUAGUGGGCGGUUAACUGUAGAUACUUGAGUUGAGUGAUGGCCCCACACUGUCAAAGAAUGAGAAGAAUGAGGGACAGCAGUCUGGUGUUGUAAUGAGAGAGUUCUGUCUGCGUGACGUGGGAGGUGGAGUACUUCGUGGAGAUUUCAAGGUCUGGGGUCUCACCCUGAGAGCGGGGUGCUGAGGAGCAAUUCUAGGGGCUGGAAGUUGGGCAGCGCUAGGCGUCGGUGACUGAGAACACAUGUUAGGCAAAAUUGAUGCUGCCUCCCAGCCCCUGACUUUGGACAUACGUGUUAAUUUCUCUGUUCUUCCAGCUUUUCAUCUGAAAAAAAUGGUGCUGCUAUGAGGAUUUUCUCUCAGGGACCUUGUGAGAAUUCAGUGAAUGAUAGUUCAUGCAGCAUGCUUAGCUCACAGCCUGAAAGCACACAGAAAGUGCUUCAUUAAAGUCGGUUAGUUUUAGGGGCACUUGGGUGGGGCAGUCCGCUAAGAAUCUGACUCUUGGCUUAGGCUUAGGUCCCGAUCUCAAGGUCGUGAGAUCAGCCGCUGCAUUGGAUUUUGCGCUCAGCAGAGUCCGCUUAAAAUUUUUUCUCCCUCUCCCUCUGCCCCUCUGCUCUCAGAUAAAUAAAUACAUCUUUAAAGAAAUUAAAUAGUCAGUUUUACGUUACCAUCAGAGAACUCUACAAAUGGAUGCUAGAGACUGCAAGAUGAGACAAUACAAGUUCUUGAAGUAGAAAACAAAUCCGAGGAAGGAGUGAACUUCAAAAUUGUGACUGUGGACUUCACUCAGAAGGAAGAAAGCACUUUGAACCCUGCUCAGAGGAUCCUGGACAGAGAUAUGAUCCUGGAGAACCACAGGGACCUGGUCUCUUGGGAUUUGGCAAUGGCACUUGGAAGAAGAGAAUCAACCUCAAAGCAGAACAUUUUUGAUGAAGAACCAUCCCAUGGAGUGAAGUUGGAAAGGUUGACAAGAGAUGAUCCUUGGUUGUCUUCGUGUGAAGAAGUUCAAGAUUGUAAGGACCAUUUGGAAAAGCAACAGGAAAGACAAGAGAGACCUUUGAAGGAAAUAGCAUUUACUCCCAGGAAAGCGAUUACUUAUGAGAAGGUCUAUAAAAGCGAACUUGAAGAGAAGAGUGGUCUGAAUUCCAGUUUUCUUUCGCCCCAGAUGAUACCCAUAAGAAGCCAUUUUCAUAAACAUGCCUCACAUGUUAAAAAAUUGCAUUAUAAUUCUAUUGUAAACAAUCAUGAGAAGAUUAAUGACAGUGAGAAACACUGUGACAAUAAUGAAUGUGGAAACCCUGAUCAGAACAUUCACCUUAUUCAGUUUACAAGAACUCAAACAGGAGAUAAAUCCUAUGGAUUUAGGGAUAGUAUUCAAUCUCUUAGCCAUGAUGUACCUCUAAAUAUACAUCAGAAAAUACACGCAAGAGGAAAGUCCUUAGAUUUUAAGGAAUGUGGGCAAGUUUUGAACCACAGUAUAACCCAUAAUGAACAACAGAGAAUACCUGUUGAAGAAAGUCAGUAUAACUGUGGUAAAACCUCCCAGAGUUCAUCCCUUGCCCCAAACCUGAGAAACCAUUCUGAAGAGAAACCCUUUGAAUGUAAUCAGUGUGGGAAAUCCUUCAGCUGGAGCUCUCAUCUUGUUGCACAUCAGAGAACUCAUACAGGGGAGAAACCUUAUGAAUGUAAUGAGUGUGGGAAGUCCUUCAGCCGGAGCUCUCACCUUGUUUCUCACCAGAGAACUCAUACUGGAGAGAAACCUUACAGAUGUAAUCAGUGUGGGAAAGCUUUCAGCCAGAGCUAUGUUCUUGUGGUGCACCAGAGAACUCAUACUGGAGAGAAACCUUAUGAAUGCAGUCAGUGUGGGAAGUCAUUCAGGCAGAGCUACAAACUUAUUGCCCAUCAAAGAACUCACACGGGAGAGAAGCCCUAUGAAUGCAGUCAGUGUGGGAAAUCAUUUAUCCAGAGCUAUAAGCUUAUUGCACAUCAAAGAAUUCAUACUGGAGAGAAACCCUAUGAGUGCAAUCAAUGUGGGAAGUCCUUUAGUCAAAGUUACAAACUCGUUGCCCAUCAGAGAACUCACACAGGAGAAAAACCCUUUGAAUGUAAUCAGUGUGGAAAAUCCUUCAGCUGGAGCUCUCAGCUUGUUGCCCAUCAAAGAACUCAUACUGGCGAGAAACCCUAUGAAUGUAAUGAGUGUGGGAAAUCUUUCAACCGCAGUUCUCAUCUGGUUAUGCAUCAGAGAACUCAUACUGGAGAAAAGCCCUAUGAAUGUAACCAGUGUGGGAAGUCCUUUAGCCAGAGUUAUGUUCUUGUUGUACAUCAGAGAACUCACACUGGAGAAAAGCCCUACGAGUGCAGUCAGUGUGGGAAGUCCUUCAGGCAGAGUUCAUGCCUUACUCAACAUCAAAGAACUCAUACUGGAGAGAAACCCUAUGAAUGUAAUCAGUGUGGGAAAACAUUCAGUUUGAGUGCUCGACUUAUUGUACAUCAAAGAACUCAUACUGGAGAAAAGCCCUUUACAUGUAAUCAGUGUGGGAAAGCUUUCAUUAAUAGUUCUAAACUUAUUAGGCAUCAGGCAACUCAUACUGAGGAGAAACCCUAUGAAUGUAACUAGUUUGGAAGCCUUUCAGCCAGCGUAUUCUUUUUUUUUUUUCUUUUCCUUUUUCUUACAUUUCUUUCUCCUUCCUUCCUUCCUUCUUUUCUUUUUUCUUCCUUUCAAAUGUCAGCCUUCUGUUAUUGUGGAUCUGGAAGUUUGGUCUGGUGAAGAAAGAAAAACAGUCACAUAUUUUACUUAACAUUUUGUAUUAAAAAGAUCAAACUUGGCCUUUAAGACACAUUGCCACAUAAGUAAUAAAUAUUGGCACUUUUCCUGGAAGAAAGCACUCUGACCUGAGGAAAUGAUCAUUAAAUGGGCAACUUACUAUGGAGUGAUUGUGAGUGAGGUAGAACUCUUUAACAAUAAAGAGUAAAUGAGAAUGCAAACACUGGUGAGCUUGUUGUUGAGAAGAUUGGAAAAUUGGUAUAGGUAUUGGAACCUAGGCUGGAAAAUAAUAUUUCAGUACCAUUUUAUGACAUGAUUAUCCCAGUAGCUACUUUGUAAUCUGUUUUAUUCAGCACUUUCUAUUAUAUGUUAAGAUUUCAUAAAUAUUAGGAAAAUGGCUAUGAUAAUGAAGUGGGAAAAAAUGCAGGCCAAGUGUAUAGAACAGUAACUUCCAGAACCAUUGUGGUACUUAUGUAUGGAUCAGAGUUGAAAGGCUUUCCAGGUGUAUCUUUUUUAUUUUUAGCUUUAUGCCUGGUUUUUCUUCUCUUUGGUGUGUGUGCUGUUGUACUGUAGUAAGUAAUGUGAGGAGUCAGAAACAAAAAGUAAACCAAAGAUUUCCAUCUUUGACCAUUUAGGAAAGACUAGGUAGCUAGAUAGAGAUUUCUCAGGGUUCUGAGAUUUCCAUUUGGAUUAGCUUGAGCAGGUCACUCCUUAGGACUUGGAUACCCAGGGAUUUUCUUCAUUGAAAAUAUUCCCCUGGCAAUGGGGAACUGGAAAUUUAGAUCAGAAGGGGUUCUAUAUGAGGGAUUGAGAAUAUGCAGUUGUGUAGAGGGCAUAUUUUUAUAUUUCCAAAGCGGUAUAAAGGAGCUCUAUUUUUAAGGGUUUCCCCCAUGUAGUCUUGUGGGUUUUUUUCCCUCUGGGGUAUAUUUCCUGAUGUCUGAGUCUUCUGAGUGAGAGAGCACUGUCAUGCUAAGUGCUUAUCGCCUAAAUUAAGCUUGCAAGAAUGAUUUUAGGUAAGAUUUUGUAGCUCUUUGUUGGUUUCUAAGAUGUGUUUCACAUCACCUAAAUCAUAUAUUUUAAUCCUAGGGAUUAUCAUGGGCCUGAAACCUCUGAUCCUGGAGAGUUAGUAAAAAGUAAGCUGAGAGUUGAAAUGGGAGACCAGAGAACCAAGAUGAAUUCUCUGGAGGAAGAACAAGAAAUCGAAAGUGACCUCUGAUAGUGGUCGCCCUCUGUAAAAUUCUGUCCCCAUGAGAUGAUCCUAAGCAGAGCCACCUCUCUGAGGUUUAAGCCAGAGUACAACACACAUGGCAGUGAUUGAAUUUUUCAGGAACAGUUGUCGAGGGCUGACAGCUGGCUCCACACACAGCCUGAGAGCUCUUCAGUUGGUUGAUGAAUGCGUGGAUAGAGGAACAGCAGGGGUUCUGCAUGUAUUCCUUUCUGGGGAGGACAUAAAAUGGUAAAAAGUCCAAAUUUAGCAACCGGACCUGAAGAGGUUCCCCCCCGCCCCAAAUUAGAGAUAAAACCAAUACUAGCUAGGAUGAUUCUCAUCAGGCAUGUUGAAUCUUACUUUGAAGGCAAGAAGCCAUGAUUGUACAAAUGAGUAUAAAGCCAACUGGGUGAAGGAUGAGGGCUCUGAAUAUUUCAAGUUUGGGAAGUGAUUCAUUGCAAAGUAAUCUCUUCGAUAAACAUUGAAAAUAUUUCAUUGAAAAAUUUAUAAAACUGCAAAAUUUUUGAAAUAUGUGUGUAAGUGUGCAUGUGUGUGUUUCUGGCCAGCUUGAAUAUGUGAGUCAUUUGUGUGCACUGUUGUGAGUAUUGUAUCAGUUUUCCAGUGGGGAUUAAGGAUUGCCAAGCGUAUUGAUAAAAGAUAGAGUCAACUGAUAAACAAAAAUGGGAAUUUAUAUUAUUUGCUCAGUAAUUUCCCUUGUAGGAAAGAUAUUCUUUUAAUUUAAAGAUAAUCCACCAAAAAUUCCUGUAUCAAUAGUAAGUUUAGGUCAUGUGACCACAUGUCAAAAAUAUGUAACUAAAUUUCUGAACCUAAAAUUUAAGGUUAAAAAGGAGAAUCAGUAGUUUGAUUUUAAUGACACAUAUAUGGCAUAUGUAUGUAUGUGUAUGCAUAUAUACGUAUAUAUACAUACACACAUGUAUAUAUAUAUACACACGUAUAUACAUGUCCCUUGCAUAAAAAUUUUUGUCUGUGUAAAAUUCACAAAACUAAAGCUGUACUUGGCCAUAGAAGAAUUUAUAGAGGUUUUACAAGCCAAAUUUCUCUCACCAUACCCCAGUAAAAUUAGAAAUAAAUGAAAAGUGACCAUAAUGUUUUUAACUACCUAGAUGUUAGGAAAUACUCUCCUAGAACCAAAUUUUCAUUUCCCCUAGUGUUCCUGGGUUAUAACUGACAUACAGCACUGUGUAAGUUUUGGGUAUACAGCAUGUUUGAUUUACAUAUAUUGUGAAAUGAUUAUCACAGUUAAUAUUAUCAACUCGUAGAGAUACAGAAUCAUGGUUUUU